Sporothrix schenckii 1099-18 is the source of this 243-nucleotide messenger RNA. RefSeq lists its product as uncharacterized. The record is from RefSeq and is a predicted model, not a curated record. Bases 1 to 243 code for a protein of 80 amino acids. Lineage: Eukaryota; Fungi; Ascomycota; Sordariomycetes; Ophiostomatales; Ophiostomataceae. The transcript has a single exon.
AUGUCGUCUCCGCCGGACUCGUUCACCAGCGACGCGAGUGCCACGACGCAUAGCACCACCACCAGCCUGCCCUUGCUCUCGCCGACGGUGGACACCAAAGAUGGCAACAGCCGCAGCCAGCCUUGGCGAGACAUUGUGUCCGGCCAUUACUGGGCGGAGCCGCACGCGUUCCGUGAAAAGGCCAACGCGGGCCCUCGUCGUGAUAUCCGCCUGCUGCAGGAGCUCGAUGCCAAAAGCCGCUGA